CAGAGUUAUUUACGUUUCAUAUGGACGGACUUCGACCCCGUGUCGAAACGUUCGCUGUUGUGAGCUGUGAUUCCACAAAAUUGUUCAAUAAAGUUUUAAUAUUCGUUUUAAGUGAAAGUUCAAUGCUUGUCAACGAAUUUGAUGUACAAUAUUGUGCGUGAGUGAUUAAAUGUAUUUUAGUGGUAUUAUGUAAUGAUUUAAAGUUAUUUUGAACUAACAUAACCUUCAGUAAAAUAAUUGAACAAUGUCGCCACGCAUUCGAUACAAUGCUGUACAUUGGUACAUGAAUGAUCUGACAUCGAAGAUCGUCGCUGAAUCCGGCGUCUCGACAGACAUAUACCAUCUUGGAAAGAUAAUAUUCUACAGCAUGAGAAGCGAUCCAGACUUAAUUUUACAUAUAGAUGGAGUUACAAGCGAAUCGGAAACAUUCGGAGCUGCUUUAAAAAGAACAGUGCACUGUGCCAGAGCCUUCAAGGAGAUAGGUUUAAAAACAGGCGAUGUUAUUGUACUCAUGGCUCCUAAUCAUUUGGACGCGGCAAUACCAUUAUACGCUGCACUGUAUCUUGGUAUAGCGACAGCACCUAUUCACGAAGGAUGUAGUGUUAGUGAGCUAGAAGACACACUCAGAAUCACGGAACCAAAAGCAAUAUUCUGUCAAAGCAACAAAAUCAAAGAUGUACAACAAGUUCUCGGCGAUCUCAGUUUGAAUUCGAAGGUAGUGCCAUUCGAUAAGGGAAGUCAUGAGUGCUUCCCGGACUUUCUAGAAACAUACGGAAAGGGACAGACUGUAGAAGAGUUCAGAGCUGCAGAUUUUGAUCCAGAAGAAACGAUAGCUUUUCUAAUAAGUACGAGCGGUUCAACUGGAUUACCUAAAAAAGCUAUGCUAACUCAUAAAAACUUAGUCAUCACGGGGCCUAAUCUGUGGAUAAGGUCAACAAAGUUCCCGACACCAACAAGAAUGGCUCUAGUGUCAGCACCGCUGCAGUGGGUAUCAGCUUUAGUUACCUAUAUAAUGUCUCCGUAUAUGAAAUAUCCUCGUAUUCAGUCAUCGCAGCCUUGCACUCUUGAUCACUUCUGCUACCUGAUGAACACUUAUAAGCCUUCAUUCGCCAUCCUAAGCCCUACAGUCAUGAUAAGUCUGAUGAAAUCUGAGAACGGUGCUAAAUGCGACUUUUCUUGCCUCACUGAACUAUUCAUUGGAGGCAGUGCUGUCAGCAAAGAUCUAAUUGAUGAUAUAAAAAAAAUAAUUCCUAACGCUUUCGUAAAAAACCUGUACGGGCUAAGUGAGACUGCCAUGAUGGUUUUCGAAGAUGAUGUCGUGCCACCUGGAAGUAUCGGACUACGAAUGCCUUGCUUUGAAUACAAGUUGGUAGACGCAGAUAGAAAUGAAAUUCUUGUACCUAAUGUUCCUGGGGAAUUGUAUUUGAGAGGUCCAGGAGUAUUUAAGGGAUACUACAGAAACCCAGAAAUGACGCAAGAAGCGUUUGAUGGUGACUGGUUCAAGACAGGCGACAUGUUUUACAGAGAUGAAAAUUGGUAUUACUUUUUCGUCGAACGAAUAAAGUCAUUACUAAAAUACAAAAGCUUCCAGAUAUCUCCCGUCGAACUAGAGAUGCUCAUUCGUCAACACCCUGGAGUCCAGGAUGUUGCAGUAACAGGUAUCGAGGACCCUGAAUGCGGAGACUUGCCUGUCGCACUCGUGGUUCCAAAACCGGGGACGAAAGUCGAUGCACAGGAAAUAAAAGAUUUAGUUAAAGAAAAAUUAAUAGACGCAAAACAACUUCGCGGUGGUGUGGUGUUCCUCGAAGGGUUGCCUCUAACGAAAACAACGAAGCUUGACAGGAAGAAACUAAAGGAAUUGGUGCUAGAAAUGAAAAGAGAAUAAUAUGAAUUAGUAAUUAUUAUAGAGCAGUAAAACUAAGAAAGUAUAUGUUAUUACUAGGAGUUGUUCCCGGCUUCCCACGCAUGUAAAGCCGUUCCCGCUAAAAGUCCUUAAAUAAUACAUUUAGAACGAGGAAAUAAGUAAGCCGAUAUUUACACGACUGUAUUAUAGUGGAUAUCCUUAGAAAUAAUAAUACAAAAGUAGAAAUUUAAAUGAAGUCUGCAAUAAUUACUUAAUUUGAAAGACACUCCAUGUUUGUGUACGGAUUUCUUAGUGUAGAAUCUGACUCGCACUUCCCCAUUUUUUUUUUGCUUUGUUAAUCUGUUCCGUAUUGAAUAUUUAUAAAUUUAUCUGAACGUAUUUUUAUGACAGAAUGAUUAAGAAUUAUCUUUAAGGCGAUACCUCAAGGUCCAUUUUCAUACAUUUUGUUUCACCUUUAAUCUGGGUAACUAAACAAGUAUUGGCAAGUAAAGAA
Molecule: messenger RNA, 2357 nt
Organism: Manduca sexta (tobacco hornworm)
Lineage: Eukaryota; Metazoa; Arthropoda; Insecta; Lepidoptera; Sphingidae
Product: luciferin 4-monooxygenase
Exons: 13
Coding region: 245-1885 (546 amino acids)
Biological process (GO): long-chain fatty acid metabolic process; fatty-acyl-CoA biosynthetic process
Molecular function (GO): long-chain fatty acid-CoA ligase activity
Source: RefSeq, a predicted model, not a curated record